CUACACACUCCAUAAAAUCCAUUUCUUUCCACCAGUCAUCCAAAUCCAGAAUUUUGUACAAAAUGUUCUCUUUUCUCAGCACAUUGUUGGAUGUUAUUAAGGUUGUUGUUGCUUCCGUGACUUCUGUAGUCUUAUUUGCAUUUGCGUGUCUAACACUCGCCGGUUCAGCCGUGGCAUUAGUUGUAUCCACACCGCUUUUCCUCAUAUUCAGUCCAAUUCUCCUUCCCGCCACUAUAGCCACUACUCUCCUAGCCUCUGGGCUAACGGCCGGUGCCACCCUCGGAAUCACCGCCAUUAGUCUCAUCUUGGGGCUCAUCAAGACAGCGGAAGGAACUUCGUUGGCCCGCUUAGCCCAAGCACCAUUGAAAAUGUUUAAGUUUUCAGGUGGCUUUGGAGGAUCAUGGGGAGGAAAAUCAUUUUCUGGAACAUUUGGAAAUAAACCAGGUGGUGGAGUUCAGACGUCCGGAAAUAUCCCAGAAUGGUUAAAAAAUCUACUCAAAGGUGUACCAACGGGUGGGGCGGUACCUGCGGCAGGAGGAGCAGCACCUGCACCCGCAGCAGGAGGAGCUGCACCUGCGGGAGGAGCUACACCCCCAGGAUAAGGGAGAUUAGCCGAGCAUGGUCCAAACAUAUAGCAUAUAUUCUAAUUGUGUAUAACUUAAUAGUUUUAUCAAACUAAAAGGAAAAAGUCUUUUUAUUAAUACAUUUUAUGUAAUGGUGAAAAAUAUGUGGCUACAUAUAUAUAUGGAUAAUUUCCUGAGCUCUAAUAAGACAGAGUAAAGAAGAUCAAGAAUCAGUUUA
Molecule: messenger RNA, 801 nt
Organism: Raphanus sativus (radish)
Lineage: Eukaryota; Viridiplantae; Streptophyta; Magnoliopsida; Brassicales; Brassicaceae
Product: oleosin-B2-like
Exons: 2
Coding region: 63-602 (179 amino acids)
Biological process (GO): lipid storage; sexual reproduction
Cellular component (GO): extracellular region; monolayer-surrounded lipid storage body; membrane
Source: RefSeq, a predicted model, not a curated record